AAACUUAAGCCAGUAUUACUGAAAAGGAAAACGCCUGUCGAAGAUAUGUCUCUCAGCUUUUGUAUUUUUGGAGUCUUUCUCAACGCUUGCAUCAUUUUAGUCGAAUCAGGCGCCGAACACCAGGCAUGCCCAGUUGGGUUUCCGGGUACUGUUAAGCAUGCUCUUUCUCGUAAAAUCAAAACGACUGAUUUUCUCUGCGAGAAGGAUUCCGAUUGCCCUAACGGUAAAUGCUGUGGGAUUUUAGGAGGAAACAUGUGCAUUUAUUUGCAUGAUAAAAAGACAAAUGAGCCCCGGUCAAUGGACCUACGAUCCAAGUUGUCAAAAAUCUUAAACUUGUCGGAGUGGGAGAAUUCUCAGACAAAUAAAAGUGAGGACUGGCAUAAGGGGCGUAUGGAGAAGGCGUUGCGAUCCGGGACAAGUUAUAAAUGUUUUGAUAAAAUUGGCAGAAAAAUAAGGAGCUGUUCCAAUGGUUUCCGGUGGAGACAUAUACUUUUCCUAUUCUGUUCUGGUGGAUUGUGUGUCGUCGUUGGUUUAGCCGGGCUGAUGAUUUAUCAGAAGAAAAAAGGCAAUACUAAAUCAAACCCCAACAAAAAAUUGAGGAAACAAAAUAUGGCAACUGCCGUCCACGACCAAAAUCCUGUAUACGUAAUGAGGGUCGGAAAAGGCAUGAAAGUAUUCCUUAAUAUGGAAGACCUCGCGGGAAAACAAGCAAAUCCACGCAACCGCCCAAGUGACGUUACAAAUGUGCAACUGCAUGAUCAAGAAAGGGAGAGAACUGCAUCAAUUUAGUAUAGAUAUUGUGUUGUUUUAACCAUUUUUUGUUACAUAAUGUUGUAUCAUGAGAGACUGAGAGUGAGAGAGAGAGAGUCAAUGAGUUAUUUAUUACAUAUUAACUAAUUAGUAAUCAAUAUAUGGUUCAUCAUAAUUUUAUUUUAAUAUAUGUCCUUUCAAUGACUGCAAUCUCGGAUUUUAAAAGGCAUGUAUAAACAAUUAGGAUAGUUUUUGGGAGUUGAUUUUAAUCAACUCUCCUAUGCAGUUACUCUGGCAAACCGAAAGUGAAACAGUGUUUGGACCUAAGCACAAAUCAUCACCGCUGACAAGACGUAGAUCUUGAAAAUAAUAGAUAAAUUCGGUGUACUGUAUGUUGUACCAUUGUUUUUCAAAAGAAACGUAUUUAUAAAUACCUUGAAAAUAGUCAGAUUUUAUAUAGUACGAACAAUUUAAUUGUUUUUUGUAGUUGCAUGUAUUCCUACGCCAGAGUUCAAAACCAGACGCUCGGCUGUCUCCGUAAAUCACCGACAAGCAGAGAGUCUCUCUUGGUAGUCGGAGAUUAACGGAGACAGCCGAGCGUCUGGUUGAACAAGACUAGAGCUCAAUAUUGCUUGGAUCCAGACGUGUACAAUUUUUAGAAACAUUUCAUUAAUUACUGAUACAGUUUAAUGGAAUUAAUUUUAUCUUUAAUAUCUUUAAAUAUUACACAACAUGAUUCAUACGGGAUUUUCUGAAAAUUCUUGUCGGAAAAGUUCGAGAAUUCAUAUUAUAAAAAUGUAAAAAAAAAUUAAAUGUAAAACGUAAUUCAAAUACAGAUUAGAAACUAAUUGCUAGGCAAAAUAACAUAUCGUUGAUUUUAAAAUUGAUAAUUAUCAAUAAGAUCAACUCCCGACAGUACUUCAGUGCUUUGAUUGUAGUUUGUACUUUGUAGUCAUAUACAGUUGUAUAUUCUUACCCCAUAGUUAAAUAAGACUGGUUCGCUGUCAUUGAUUACUAACGCGCUAUUUCUACAGCAGUUGUGCCUAGAAUCAAGGGUAGACUAUCCAACCUAAAGCAGUACUGGCGUGGACAACACUUAUUAUUUGUUUGUUACAAACUUUCUUGGAUUCAAUUUUUAUGAGUUUUCCGUCCUUAGCUAGGAAUUCUUGUGGGAAAAGCACGAGAAUUCUAAUAGAAAAAAUUGCGUAAUUAUUUAAAUACAAGCUGAGAAUCUAUUUCCAUGCAAAAUAACAUAAAUAAUAAUCAGUAAUCAACUUUCGUCAGCACUUCAGUACUUUGAUUGAUAAAAUAAUAUUUGAAGAAUACCGUUUUUAGAAUUGGAAUAUUUCAAACUUGUCUACAUGUGAAAAUAUUUAUUUACUUUGCACCUAAUGAUAAGAAAAAAACCCCUAUUUACAAUGUGUUUAUCAGUUUAACGAUAUUACAUGGUACGUUAGUAGCGUUAUAAACAGAUAUGGUGUCGAUGUCAUAUUUAUUAAUUUUAUCAAAAUUAAAUUUUACACUGUGAAAGUUUUUUACAAUUGAAUUUAGACAAUCAACUAAAAAUAUGUGCAAGUGUUUAAUUUUAUGAUUAACUUUUAUCACCUUCACAUUAAAAUUAAUUCUUAAGUGUGAAAUGUCAAUUUUGUACGUCAGAAUCGGCACGAAAACCUUAACGAUUUUUAUAACAUGCCUUAAACACCCCUGCGAAUGUUAUUGUCAUUUAAAUUUUAGACCACGUGGUUUUAUUUGACACUUUCUGUUUCGCAGUAAAAAUCGUGCCUCGUGUUUAUAGUCUAUUUUAGAGAAUCUAGGUAUACUUGUAGUCAAAUAUAAAUUCUAGAGGUUUAUUGAUUUUAAACUUUAUCUUCAUUAAUUGGUGGAUAAAAUGUGUUCUAGAAAUAAACACAACAAUACAAAAAAUAGUUUUUUUUCUCUGCUGUUGCGACAAUAAACAUGCGUAGUAGAGAUCCCCUCUAAGAAUUAAUUUUCGAUCCGCGCCUGACCUAGUAAUGAAAUAAUAGUGAAACAGACUGUACUAUUUUAUGCAGAAUGUUCCUUGAAAAUGGCUCGAUACAAUAAAUUUUUAUGCAAAACAUUCACCCAUUAAUUUUUUUAAAAAAUUGGUAUUGCACACCACAAGCAUCAAACAUGGCUAUGAUUUUAUUAAGCAACCUAAUUUUUAUAUCAUUAACCACUCUACACGUGGUUGAACACGAACGAUAACUCUGUUCUGAUUAUCAUCGUUUGAUUUAAAAAACCGCUAGAUGGUGAAAUAAGACAUACAUCUUAAAAGAUGUUGAUGUUUUAACAUAAAUCAAAGUAGAAUAUGAUAUGAAAAUCGAUCAGUACUUAUGUAUUUUGAGAAUAUUAUCCGAACACUUAUACAUUCGGUCAAAAUUUCACAGGAACUGAACAAAUCUCAGUGAAGUCUCGUGAACUUUCAUUCGAGCACCUCUGGAUUUAUUACAUACUUAGCAACAAUAAAGAAAACAUUCCGAACACAUUCGCAGGGGUGUUAAAGUAGUUCUUGUAUGCACGUCCUUUUUUUUUUUUAUCUUGGCUUAUAAUAUUUGGCGAGAAUCUUAGAUUUGAUAAUAAUUAUUAUUAAUUGUUUGACUCCAUUGAAUUAUAAUUGAAUUAUAAUGAAAUAAAGUUUCUUGUA
Magallana angulata is the source of this 3415-nucleotide messenger RNA. RefSeq lists its product as uncharacterized. The record is from RefSeq and is a predicted model, not a curated record. Lineage: Eukaryota; Metazoa; Mollusca; Bivalvia; Ostreida; Ostreidae. Bases 46 to 789 code for a protein of 247 amino acids. The transcript has 4 exons.